Molecule: messenger RNA, 994 nt
Organism: Atta colombica
Lineage: Eukaryota; Metazoa; Arthropoda; Insecta; Hymenoptera; Formicidae
Gene: Pmi
Product: transmembrane protein 11 homolog, mitochondrial
Exons: 4
Coding region: 53-622 (189 amino acids)
Biological process (GO): inner mitochondrial membrane organization
Cellular component (GO): mitochondrial inner membrane
Source: RefSeq, a predicted model, not a curated record
UCAGCUGAUUUUUGCGUCCGGUUCGACGAGUCAUGCUUUUUCUUCCGGUCCGAUGCAGACCGCCGUUUCAGUAUCUGCGGGAUCGACGGUGAAGAUGGUAGAUGAAGCUGGUGACAGGGAUGAAUCCUCUAAUGUUGCCAUUAUCAGAGAAGUAUACGACAGUGAAAAUGCCCACGAGACAUUUGAAUACGAGUUAGAGCGAGCACUAGAAUCAGAAUGCAGUUUAAUCGUUAUCGAGCCGUCGAAAUUAGGUGAUGAAACCUCCAGAUGGAUAGCAGUAGGAAAUUGUCUUCACAAGACUGCCGCAUUGUCGGGUCUUGCUGCAAUCGUCACAGGAUUAGUUUGGGGCGAUCGACCGUACAUCUGUGGUCCAUUAGGUUUUACGUCAGUUAUAACCUGCGGAUUAUAUACAGUCUCUUGGCAAUUUGAUCCCUGCUGCCAGUAUCAAGUAGAAACUGAUACCAGCAAAUUACCGCACGUUGAACUAUUAGCUGUUCUAGGUCCGUCAUCUCCGACGUUUCUUGUAAGAAAAGAUGAUAAGAGGAGACGAAUUCUUCAUACAACUAUUGCAUUGGCAGCCUUCGGUAUUACUGCCUGGAGAGUAUAUCAAGCGUUCAAGUGAAAAAAAUUAUUACUGGCAUUGGUUUUGAUUUAUAGGCCAGAAUGAAAUAAUAAGGUGAAUGCUGCUUAUGUGAUGAUUACACCACAUAAAUACAAGUAAAGAGAGCCAGAUUUUAUCCAAGCUUUUACAUUGGCAUAUAAUUUGAAAUCAUUAUUCUUUGUGAUCUUCAUUUUGACAAAAUUUUCAAAAAUAACUAUUGCAAAGCUGGAAAGACCAUGCAGUCUCUAUAAUGAAGAAAAAGAAAUAUUGACAUAAGUGUUCUUAGAAUGAUUAAAUUUACAAUAGUAUAUAUGAAUUUAGCAUUAUGUAUUUUUAGACUGUAAAUAAAAUAGGUAGAGAGAGAAUACAAUACGUAUGAUAUGUCAAAGGAUA